AAUGAAUUAAAAAAAACCUGAAAAGCAAUACUACUUAAGUCCAUUUCCAAAGGAUGUAAUUGGAUUAAUAGCAUCAAGUUGUGUUUAAAAAUUUUAAGGGGCUUAUACUUUGGAAUUGCAAUAAAAAUAAAGCAGAACUUUGUAGGAGGAAUUAAUUUAUAGAUAUUUUAAAGGAAGAUCUCCCCCUCAUGAACUGAGUUAAUCUGAUAAAGAUGAGUUAGAAAAAUUUGAAGGAAAUGAAUACCAUUUAUGUGAGUAUAGAGGAUAGCAAUUUUUAAAGAAAUAUUUCCAUCCGGAAGUGAUAAAAUUUAAUGAAUGUAUAGAGAUUUGCGAUAUUGAGAAUGCUUCAAAUUAUAAGGGAUUACUAAUUCUAAAAAGAUCAAUGUGUAGAAGAAAAUGUGAAGAUAAAAUGGAUAUGACAUUAAAGGAAUACAUGAGAGAUGGUAAAUUCCCAAAAAUGGAGGAAAUCUUGAAAAUGUGAGU
This is a messenger RNA of Paramecium pentaurelia, 483 nucleotides long. The record is from the annotation of a GenBank genome assembly. Lineage: Eukaryota; Ciliophora; Oligohymenophorea; Peniculida; Parameciidae.